GAGAAAUACCAGCUCUUUGUCUCUCUGGUGCCAAGUGGGAACUGUACUCUGAUUAUCAAUCCCACAGAAGACACGGACAGUGGAAUAUAUGAAUUCUGGAUGUCGGUGAAUGAGGAACUGUAUGAACCCUCUUCCAAGAUCAAAGUUGACAUUUUAGAUGAAAAGAAAACUUCUUCUCAAUCACGGGCAUUUUGGUCCAAGAAAACUACAACCGCUUCAACUACUACAACUACUAGAACAACUCCAACUAUUAAGACUACUAAAAUAACUACAACUACUAGAACCACUACCACCACUCCAACUAGUAGAACUACUGUAAGAACCAGCACAAAGCCGCCAGCUACAGACAGCAGUGAUAACACCAUGAGCGCGGUACCUGUAGCGCUGCUCAUUGUCCUACCAGCGCUUGUGCCAGCCAUAGUCAUUUUAGGACUUGUAAGUUAUCUGUAUUGCAAAUUGAAGUUUAAACGUGAAUCUGUGGAUGUAGAAAACCCACAAGUGAGCACCCCAGCAACAGAGUCUCAGAGUGCAACAACUCUUGAAGUUGAGGAGGAAAUUAAUGAGGAGGAAAUUGAAGAGGAGGAAACUAGUGAAGUAGAGGAAACUAGUAAAGAAGAAACUAGUGAAGAAGAGGAAACUAGUGAAGAGGAAACUAGUGAAGAAGAGGAAACUAGUGAAGAGGAAACUAGUGAAGAAGAGGAAACUAAUGAGGAUGGCAAUGAGAAGUGAUCUCUUAAAGAGAAGCCAAGUGAAGACAAUGAAAAACAAUAUGAAUCGUUGUCUCCAGAACCAGGAGUGGAAUAACGGGGUACCAUGCCCACAUCGGUUCAUCUGGUGAUGUAGAGAAGCCUGCUCCAGUGAACUGACAGCGUAUGGGCAUGGUACCUACAUUGUACAGGCCACAAAAGGUGGCAAAUGUGUAGGACCGCAUCAUAAGAAAGAAGGGAGCUGCACAGAAUUGGGGGAGAUUUAAAUCGUUGUCAAAUCUUCUUACCCAAUGCGGCUCCCUUUGGUGCGGGGGUGGGUUAGGGGCAUACGUGUACGUAUAGAUACAUAUGUAGA
This is a messenger RNA of Xenopus tropicalis (tropical clawed frog), 1062 nucleotides long. Its product is annotated as cell wall protein DAN4-like. NCBI's taxonomy places the organism in Eukaryota, Metazoa, Chordata, Amphibia, Anura, Pipidae. The transcript is spliced from 4 exons. The record is from RefSeq and is a predicted model, not a curated record. The coding region runs from base 100 to 729 and encodes 209 amino acids.